AUGGCAUCAGAAUACAUCAGAUCCACAUUCAGUUCGCUCAGGGAGUAUCUCACUCCGGUAACCCAUACUUCAACAUUCAUUACCACUGGAGAAAUUACCCCGGAGGAGUUUGUUCAGGCAGGCGACUAUCUUGUCUACAAGUUCCCUACAUGGCAAUGGUCUCCUGCGCCGGAAAGCAGGCGACGUGAUUUUCUUCCUCAGGAUAAGCAAUUUCUUGUUACGCGUCAUGUUCCGUCGUAUGUGAGGGCUAUUGAUUAUGAAAAGGGAGAGAGUUCAGACAACAUGGAUGAAUUUACAGAUUCGUUAUCUCCCGAGGAAGCGUGGACUUCACCGCAAACAAAGGGUAUUCGGCGGCACUGUACGCCAGAGGAUGAAAGACGUCACUCCAUGGAAUAUGUGCAAAUGAAGGAGAGUGGUGAUACUGUUAGUGGACACAGUAUAACGACACGUUCUUCUGGAGAAGGGGACAUAAGAGCAAUUACGCCUAAGAUCACAGACGAGUCCACCUCCCUUGGAGAUGAAGAUUUCAUUAAUGAUAUAGACGAAUUGAUUGACGAUGAAGCGGAAGAAUUCAUUGAGGGUGAACACAAGAAUCCGGAGAAUUCACGAGAGGAAAUUGUUAAUGACCCAAGUAAGAGAAGUUAUGACCUGUAUAUCGCUUACUCCACGUCAUAUCGUGUUCCCAAGAUGUAUAUGGUUGGUUUUGAUUUAAAUGGAGCACCGCUAACUCCGGAGCAGAUGUUCCAAGAUAUUGCUAGUGAUUAUAGGCAUAAGACAGUAACUAUUGAGAAGGCACCUUUUCUUACAAAUACUACCUCUGUGUCGAUACAUCCAUGUAGACAUGCCACUGUUAUGAGAGCGUUGAUGAAGAUGGCAUCAAAGAAGAUACAUAAUGUAGAUGAGACUCAGGGAAUACUGAAGGGCGUGAGUAAGUUAGGGUUGGCAGACGCUGCACAACAAACAAGCUCGAGCACAGCUACAACUACAACUGCCAACGCAGAGGCUGAUGACGAGGAUUGGGAAAGCUUGCAAGAUCAACCACAAAGCUCGAUCCGUGUGGACCAGUAUUUGAUAAUCUUCUUGAAAUUUAUGGCCAGUGUGACUCCAGGAAUUGAGCACGACUAUACCAUGGAUGCGCUAUAG
Molecule: messenger RNA, 1143 nt
Organism: Brettanomyces nanus
Lineage: Eukaryota; Fungi; Ascomycota; Pichiomycetes; Pichiales; Pichiaceae
Exons: 1
Coding region: 1-1143 (380 amino acids)
Biological process (GO): autophagy of mitochondrion; nucleophagy; autophagosome assembly
Cellular component (GO): cytoplasmic ubiquitin ligase complex; cytosol
Molecular function (GO): Atg8-family ligase activity
Source: RefSeq, a predicted model, not a curated record